Prorocentrum cordatum is the source of this 546-nucleotide messenger RNA. The record is from the annotation of a GenBank genome assembly. Lineage: Eukaryota; Dinophyceae; Prorocentrales; Prorocentraceae.
AGGCGGGGCUGCGCCCGGCGCGUGGGCGCCGCCGGAGCCCGAGCCGGCCACGCCGCCGCCCUUGGCGGUCGGCGACGACGCCAGCGGAGCCUCGGCGGCCCCGGGCGCCCCCCGGGCCCAGGCGCGGCAGCCGCUGCCGGGCGAGGCCGGCGGCGGCGGCACGGAGGGCGAGGGCGGGCCGGUGGAGGGCGCGGGCGCGGCGGCGGCCGCCGGCGAGCCUCCUGGAGAACCAGGAGUUGCGCUGGCUGAGUCGGGAAGCCUCUUGGAGUCUCACCCUCUCGCACGCGGCCCCAGGCCGGCGGGAUCACAACGCAGCCUCGCUCACGUUCCCAUGUCCUUCUCGUCGUUCUGGACGAUUGCCGUGCCAUCCCCCUCUUCUUUGUGUUUCCCUGCAGAGGCUUCCCGACGGCGGAAGCCUAUUCGGUUCGACGCUGCGGAACCGAUGAAAAACAAACGGAGCCAGUCUCUCCGCUUGCUCUCCUACUUUCUGUCCUUGGCGUGCCCCUCGUCGCGUUGCACAGUAAAUUCCUUUCUCCUUCGAUUGGG